Aspergillus pseudonomiae is the source of this 1347-nucleotide messenger RNA. RefSeq names its product putative amino acid transporter. Gene Ontology annotation, cellular component: vacuolar membrane. The record is from RefSeq and is a predicted model, not a curated record. Lineage: Eukaryota; Fungi; Ascomycota; Eurotiomycetes; Eurotiales; Aspergillaceae. Gene Ontology annotation, molecular function: amino acid transmembrane transporter activity. Gene Ontology annotation, biological process: amino acid transmembrane transport. The transcript is spliced from 8 exons. The coding region runs from base 1 to 1347 and encodes 448 amino acids.
AUGUUGAUGGAAGGCGUUCCACCACCGUCCGACCCAAUCGAGAACAAGCAUGGCGACCACAUGUACGCCGAUGAUGAUUUGAAAGCGGAACUGCAGAACAUCCCUGUCGACGACCCAUUUGGUAAUGAGGCAACAGCGGAGGUCAAGUACAAGACGUUGAAGUGGUGGCAAUGUGGAAUGUUCAUGAUUGCCGAAUCGGUCUCCCUUGGAGUCUUGUCCCUUCCUGCUACUCUUGAUACGCUGGGCUUCGUUCCGGCGCUCAUCCUGAUUGUCGGUCUUGGUAUUCUCGCCCUCUACACUGGAUAUGUCAUUGGCCAAUUCCGCGAGCGACACCCGCACAUUCACAACCUGGCUGAUGCUGGUGAAAUCCUCAUGGGCCGGUUCGGCCGUGAACUGUUCGGUUUGGGCCAGAUUCUGUUCUCGAUCUUUAUCAUGGGCAGUCACAUUGUCACCUUCACCGUCAUGAUGAAUACGAUCACCGAGCAUGGCACCUGUUCCAUCGUCUUCAGUAUUGUGGGCAUGGUGAUCUGCUUGGUCCUCUCUCUGCCCCGUACGAUCAAGAACAUGACCUACAUCUCCAUCGCCUCCUUCCUUAGUAUCUUCUCCGCCGUCAUGAUCACCAUGAUCGGCGUCGGCGUCCAAUACAAAGGCGGCGUCAACAUCUACGCCACCCAGCAGACAAACAUCUACCACGGCUUCACUGCCGUGACGAACAUUGUCUUCGCGUACUGCGCGCACGUCGCCUUCUUCGGUCUGAUCGCCGAGAUGGAAGAGCCUAAGGACUUCACCAAGGCCCUGUGCUUGCUGCAAGGCUUCGAGAUCGUCCUCUACGUCGUCGCCGCCACCGUCAUCUACUACUACGUCGGCACCGGCGUCGCCUCGCCCGCUCUCGGAUCCGCCGGUCCCGUGCUCAAGAAGGUUGCGUACGGUGUCGCCAUCCCCACCAUCAUCGGUGCCGGUGUCGUCAACGGCCACGUCGGCCCUCAAUCCGGCCGCAUGGCCAAGCGCGACUUCGUCUCCGUUGGUUCCUGGGUUGCUAUUGGUGUGACCUGCUGGGUCAUCGCUUGGAUUAUCGGCGAGGGUAUUCCCAGCUUCACCAACAUUGUCAGCUUGAUUAGUUCGUUGUUCGCCAGUUGGUUCACCUACGGCCUCAGCGGCGUGUACUGGUUGCAUAUGAACUGGGGCUACUGGUUCUCGUCUCCUCGCAAGAUUGCCCUGACCAUCCUCAAUUUCCUUAUUGUCGGUAUCGGCGGUACUAUUUGCGGUCUGGGAUUGUACGCCUCUGGCAAGGCCAUCCACGACGACAGCUCCCGGGCCAGCUUCACCUGUGCCAAUAAUGCGGACUAG